GGAGCGGGCAUUAUCGGCCAGUUCGUCGUGGUGGCAGGUACAUUUACGUAGUCGUCGGUCUCCUCGGACUCACGUCGUCCUCAUCGGCGUCCGAAUAAUGCGGUCCCUCUGCGCGUUCGUCGUUCUCCUAGCCCUCUCCGCGGCUACGGCGGAGGUGUAUCUGGACGAGAAGUUCAGCGAUGAUUCAUGGGAAAAGAAUUGGAUCUAUUCCGAGCAUCCCGGCAAGGAGUUCGGAAAGUUCGUUUUAAGCUACGGAAAGUUCUGGAACGAUCAAGAAAAUGAUAAAGGUAUCCAGACGUCGCAAGACGCGAGGUUUUACGCUCUCAGUAGGAAAUUUACUCCGUUUAGCAACAAGGACAAGACCCUUGUUGUUCAGUUUACCGUGAAACACGAACAGAACAUCGACUGCGGAGGCGGAUAUGUUAAAGUGUUCGACUGUUCUCUCGACCAGAAGGAUAUGCAUGGCGAGAGCCCGUACGAAAUCAUGUUUGGACCGGAUAUUUGUGGACCUGGAACUAAGAAGGUCCACGUUAUCUUCAGUUACAAAGGGCAGAACCUUUUAAUCAACAAAGAUAUUCGUUGCAAAGACGACAUUUACACGCAUUUGUACACUCUAAUUGUCAAACCCGAUAACACCUAUCAGGUGCUUAUUGACAACGAGGAAGUCGAAUCCGGCGAGUUGGAGGCAGAUUGGAGCUUCCUACCUCCGAAAAAGGUUAAGGAUCCAUCUCAGAGCAAGCCUGCCGAUUGGGAUGACAAACCCAGUAUCGAUGAUCCCAAUGAUAAGAAGCCUGAGGAUUGGGACAAGCCCGAGCAUAUUCCCGACCCCGAAGCGGUGAAACCUGAGGAUUGGGACGACGAGAUGGACGGAGAAUGGGAAGCGCCCAUGAUCGAUAAUCCUGAUUACAAGGGUGAAUGGAAACCGAAACAAAUCGAGAAUCCCAACUACAAGGGACCCUGGAUCCAUCCCGAGAUCGAUAACCCCGAAUACACACCCGAUCCUGAGUUGUACAAGCGUGACGAGAUCUGCGCUAUCGGUUUUGACCUGUGGCAAGUUAAGUCCGGUACCAUUUUCGAUAACGUUUUGAUCACCGACGAUCCGGAGGUCGCACGCAAAUUCGGAGAGGAAGUCUGGAAACCUACUUUCGAAGGUGAAAAGAAGAUGAAGGAAGCGCAGGAUGAGGAGGAGAGGAAGCGAAGAGAUUUGGAGGCCAAGGAAAAUGCAGAUAAUAAGGACGAUGAGGACGAUGAAGAAGUAGACGAAGAGGAGAACAGCAUUCACCCAGAUACCGAUGAUCAUGACGAAUUGUAAAUAAGUGUGUCGCGUGUGGACACAAACACAGACUGUAUUCCAGGAGCUACGUGGUCGCGACACGCACUAAUUCCUCCCACAGGCACAAAAUUUUAAUCUGAAGACACACAAUAGCAAGAGUGCAGGAUAAUACGAUUACGUCGCCCGUCGCAUUGUCCACGAGAGCAUCACAUUGAAUUCUGUUUUAAGCUUCUGAAGCAAGUCUCGCCCGAUUUUCUCAACGUUUCGCUAGUGUUUUUGGGCUUCGAUCGCAGCGCCUAAAACAUUCUUAGCCCAAGAAACUUUCUAUUCGAGUGAGUCUAUUAUCCUGAAAUAUUACACGCUUAAAUCAAGUGAUCGAUAUUUCUGCGAAGUGUGUGCUGGAAUACGGAAGAACAAAUAUUAGAAAUUAGAAAGAAAAAAAAAGAAGUGUAGAGAAGAAAGAAACGAGAAGAGAGUCGUAUAAGCCCGUGUCCACCAUCGGCGCAGCUCCACAAAAGACUCUAAGUUGUUCCGUUUUUGUUUGUCAAGUGUUUUUAUAUACAUUAAAAAGUAAUUGAGAUGUAAUUUAAAUAACAUGAUGCUAUUAUAUAUAAUAUAUACAUUAUUUCAAUUUCCGUACAAUGUACGCGCGCGUAAUUCAAAGAAAGAGAAAACUCGCUCCAAUGAUAAGAAAAAACGUAAGAAUGAUAGAUGUGUGCAAAUGUGACCGAGUGAUAACAAUUGGUAUGAUUAUGUAUCAGAGGCAGUCCAAUAACCAUGUAAUAAAAUAAAUAAGACUUUUCUAGAUGUG
Molecule: messenger RNA, 2084 nt
Organism: Temnothorax curvispinosus
Lineage: Eukaryota; Metazoa; Arthropoda; Insecta; Hymenoptera; Formicidae
Gene: Calr
Product: calreticulin
Exons: 8
Coding region: 98-1312 (404 amino acids)
Biological process (GO): protein folding
Cellular component (GO): endoplasmic reticulum; endoplasmic reticulum membrane
Molecular function (GO): calcium ion binding
Source: RefSeq, a predicted model, not a curated record